ACAGUUCUUUUUGGCGCCGCGCGGCGGUCGGUGGCUCGGAAGGGGUUCCAGGCUAGGGGAUGCCCGCUGGCGGGGCUGCUCUCCGCGGCCCCUCGGCCUCGCCGGGGCAGGAGCUGCAGCCGCGACAACGCCCGUCCCGGGCACAGCACCGGCCCGCUGAGCGGCGGCGGAGUCCGGCAGCGGGAGGCGGCAGCAGAGCUGUGCUCCGGCUGCCAUGAGAGGGCCGAUCGCUGCUCCUGCCCCGAGAAACCCGGAGCAGACCCCGAAGAAGGAGGCGGCCACGUACACCCUUCCCCCCCACACCGCCCUCCCACCGCGCACACACACCGUUCCCCCGUUUCUCGCCUAGGGCAAGGCGGAGCCCUGCUCUGCACCGCCCGGAAGCCGCGGGGCGCGCCCGGAAGCCGGCGGCGGGCGAGGGGCGGUGCCGCGGCUGCCACGUUGGAGCGGGCCGGGGCCGGUUGAGCGCUGGGAACGUGGAGUGAAAUGAAGCUGAAGGAAAUUGAUCGUACUGCCAUGCAGGCAUGGAGCCCUGCCCAGCAGCACCCCAUUUACCUGGCCACAGGUACAUCAGCUCAGCAGCUGGAUGCAACCUUCAGUACAAGUGCUUCUCUAGAAAUAUUUGAGCUGGACUUAUCAGACCCUUCACUGGAUAUGAAGUCCUGCGCCACCUUCUCCUCCUCUCACAGAUACCACAAGCUGAUCUGGGGGCCAUACAACAUGAGCUCAGGUGAGAGAGUCUCUGGAGUCCUGAUUGCCGGAGGUGAAAAUGGGAAUGUCAUUCUGUAUGACCCAGCCAAAAUCGUAGCUGGAGACACUGAAGUAAUAAUUGCCCAGAAGGACAAGCACACAGGACCAGUAAGAGCGCUCGAUGUCAACAUGUUCCAGACUAAUCUGGUGGCCUCUGGAGCUAAUGAAUCUGAAAUCUAUAUCUGGGACUUGAACAAUUUUGCCACGCCAAUGACACCAGGAGUGAAGACGCAGCCUCUUGAGGACAUCAGCUGCAUCGCAUGGAACAAGCAAGUCCAGCACAUCCUGGCAUCCACCAGCCCUAGUGGCCGAGCUACCGUGUGGGAUCUCAGGAAGAAUGAACCCAUCAUCAAAGUCAGUGACCACAAUAACCGGAUGCACUGCUCAGGCCUGGCAUGGCAUCCUGAUGUUGCUACCCAGAUGGUUUUGGCCUCGGAGGAUGACAGGUUGCCUGUGAUUCAGAUGUGGGACCUAAGAUUUGCCUCCUCACCACUUCGUGUGCUAGAAAGCCAUACAAGGGGUGUACUGGCCAUUGCUUGGAGUAUGGCGGAUUCGGAGCUGCUACUUAGCUGUGGAAAGGAUGCUAAAAUUCUCUGCUCCAACCCUAACACGGGCGAGGUGCUGUAUGAGUUGCCCACAAACACACAGUGGUGCUAUGAUAUCCAGUGGUGUCCCAGGAACCAUGCUGUCUUGUCUGCGGCUUCGUUCGAUGGGCGGAUCAGCAUUUACUCCAUCAUGGGAGGCAGCAUGGAUGGCUUGAGGCAGAAGCAAGUUGACCAGCUUUCAUCGUCUUUUGGCAACCUUGAUCCAUUUGGUACGGGACAGCCCCUCCCGCCCCUGCAGCUUCCCCAGCAGACUGUCCCACAGAGUGUUCUUUUGCCCCUAAAGAAACCACCCAAAUGGAUCCGGCGACCUGUAGGAGCAUCAUUCUCGUUCGGAGGCAAGCUGGUUACAUUUGAGAAUGCCAAGUCUCAGCAGCAGCCAGGCAUGGAGCAGCAGCAGCAUCACUAUGUCUACGUGAGCCAGGUUGUUACAGAGAAGGAGUUCCUGGCCCGCUCGAACCAGCUGCAGGAGGCUGUGCAGUCUGAAGGCUUUGUCAGCUACUGUCAGAAGAAAAUCGACAUGGCCCAGGCAGACUUUGAGAAAAAUGUGUGGGCCUUCUUAAAGGUGAACUUUGAAGAAGAGUCACGUGUUAAAUACCUUGAGCUCUUGGGAUAUAGGAAAGAUGAUCUGAGAAAGAAGAUUACAUCUGCUCUGAAUAAAGAGGGCCUUGCAGAUGGUGACUUGGGAGAGGCGCCCAAAGAAUCUGAUGAAUCUGAGCUGAACAAGGGGGACGAAGCCCAGGCUACAGAGGAGCAGUUCUUGGGAGAGAGGGUGAAGGACCAUAAACAAGAAGCUGAAGAUUUGGGAUCUGCAAAGACAUUUAACAUCUCUGUUAGUGGAGAUGUGGACGGUUUGAUUACCCAGGCUUUGCUGACGGGUAACUUUGAGAGCGCAGUAGAUCUCUGCUUGCACGAUAACCGCAUGGCUGAUGCCAUUAUCUUGGCCAUCGCAGGUGGACAAGAGCUGCUUUCUAGGACACAGGAAAAGUACUUUGCUAAGAUGCAGAGCAAAAUUACCAGGCUCAUCACUGCAGUGGUAAUGAAGAACUGGAAAGAGAUUGUGCGGUCCUGUGAUCUGCAGAAUUGGAGAGAGGCUUUGGCUGCUGUGCUCACUUAUGCUAGGCCAGAUGAGUUUGCAGCCCUUUGUGAUCUCCUGGGUAACAGGCUGGAGAGUGAGGGGGACACCCUUCUGCAGACACAGGCUUGUCUCUGUUACAUUUGUGCUGGCAAUGUGGAAAAACUCGUUGCUUGUUGGACCAAAGCUCAGGAUGGAAAUAGCCCCUUGUCCCUUCAGGAUUUAAUAGAGAAAGUCGUGAUCCUGCGCAAAGCUGUGCAGCUCACCCAGGCUGUGGACCCUAAUGCUGUGGGGGCCCUUUUGGCUGAGAAGAUGAGCCAAUACGCCAAUCUCCUGGCUGCCCAGGGCAGCAUUGCUGCAGCUUUGACCUUCCUCCCUGUGAAUACCAACCAGCCAAACAUCAUGCUGUUGCGGGACAGGCUUUGCAGAGCCCAAGGGGAGCUCCCAGUGGGACAGGAGGCCCUCAAGGCACCGUAUGAGAGACAGCCCAUGCCCAAAGGACCAGCUGGCCCUGUGGCUGGACAGAUGCAAGGGCCGCAGGCUCCAGCCCAGCAGUAUUACCAACAGGUUAGAAUUGCCCCUACUGUCACUACCUGGAGUAACAAAACUCCUACUGCCCUUCCCAGCCAUCCUCCUGCAGGCUGUCCCUCUGACACACAGGGGGACAACCCACCUCCUCCAGGGUUUAUUAUACCAGGUGCCGUUAACCCUAACAUGCCACCACAGCAAGCCACAUCUUCCAAUUACAGCAUGUACUCACAAGCAGGGGCCCGGCCAACGUACCUGCAGAUGUAUCAGGCUGCACAGCAGUACUCUUGUGGAACAGAGGGACCAGCUCUCUAUCAGCCCCAGCAGCCUAUAGCUGUCCCUGCUUCAGCCUCUUACCCGAACCCUGCCCCUAACACCACCCCUUCCUACCUGCCCUCUGCCACUGCCCACUCAAUGCCCUCCAUGCUGUACCCUGGGCAGCCUCAAGUCUCCCCGACAAGCCUGAAUCCCAUCUCUUCCUUCCCUCUUCCUUCUUCUGGCGCAUCCUUUCAGCAUGGCAGGACAGGACCUCCAGCAACUUCUGUGGCUUAUGCAUUACCUACUGGACCAACAGGUACUCUGCCUGCAGCCAGUGACCUUCCUGCAUCCCAGAGAACAGCUGUGGUGAGAAGGCAGCCAGUACAACCUUCAGAAACCCGAAUGCGGGCAUCACCUCUGAUUCCUGGCAAACACCAGCCUUGGGCUGAAAUGCAGGGGUGGACUCCAGGGCACAGUGAGGUGCCAAGGCCAGGUGGCUCAUGCAUGUGGGUUGCUGGGACGCAACUGCUGCCUGCAGCUGGAGAACUGUGGAAAAAAGAUAAGAGGUAUCUGAAGAGCACACUUUUCCAAUUUUUAGAUUACACCAUUCAAAAAACAUAUAAACAAGAAGAAAAAAACCUUGCUUUGUAAAUGCAGAAAUUAUAGUGUACAUGCUUAACAUGCUUAACCACCACCAUAUUUUCCAGAGUAACUGCAUUGCUCAUUGGCAUGAGGUCCCAUAGAACCAGAGAAGUCUGCAGCCAGUAGAUCUCACCUGUAACUCUGAAUGUUCCAGUGCGGAACAACAGCGAUAUUGAUCUUGGCUUUGAAGUGGUGUGUUUGUGUGUGUGUGUGGUGAUGAUCUAGUCUGGGAACAUCAUGUUUCACUUUGCAAAUGUGUAAGGGAGGAAGGAAAAAAGAUCUCAAAUUUCAGGUCCUGAAAAGCACCUGACCUUUGAACUGGCUUAGAUUUAAAGAUGCACUUAAAAAGAAACAGUUCUAUGAAUAUCUUCUGUUUUAGGCAAAUGCGUAUAACAUCAGUAUGUUAAGUUGUGCUUGGAGCUUCAUUAAGCAAGAAAAGCCCACGUUUAAUUUCAUUUUCAACCUAUCUCACUUUGUUUUGCAAUAGAUCUUUGAACCUGCUUUCAAGGGUGUUUUAAUUCUCAGAGUCUUGAAUAUUGUUCGAAAUUGCGAUAGAGCAAUUCUGAGCUAAGGAAAGGGUUUGCACCAGAACUAUAAGCGCAUCAGACCAAACCCAGGGGCAGGAGUUAUCACAUCACCGAUAUUACUCUUCUCUUUGAAAUGACGAAGGCUUUGUUGGCUGUUCUGCCAUUUGGAUUUGUUGCUCAGUCUGAGCAGGCAACGUGUCUUUUCACAUGGCUGUAAAGCUGCUGUGUGAACAUACCUUUUUUUUUUUCCCCCCCCUCACUGGGCUGGAUGCAGUUGAGAGUGUGCCUUGAUUUGGCAUCCACCUUGAAGUCAAGUACUUUACGCAUUUUCUGCAAAGCUUUCUGGAAUGGUCAAAUGAUGGUGAGAAGAUACGUUGCUAAGAGUAAUGGUCUGUUGGCUGCACUGGCUGGUAGCAAUAGAAAAUGAGAACACAGGAAGAGAUAAGAAAGUGGGCCGGGACUCUACAAUAUGUGUUAGGAACAACUAGAAACACUGAUUUACUGCAUGAAAAGUGCAAUAGGCUUGUUUCAAGGGAAGGCAGACAAAAGCAGUUCCAUGGGAUGGUUUGGACAAAUGACUAGUCUCUAAACUGGCAUUGUAAUUAGGCUUUUUUUUUUUCCUGACUUCUUGUGCUUAUUGGAACUAAAUCGCUGAUCAAAACUUACAGACCAAUUGUUUUAUU
This is a messenger RNA of Phalacrocorax carbo (great cormorant), 5065 nucleotides long. The record is from RefSeq and is a predicted model, not a curated record. Lineage: Eukaryota; Metazoa; Chordata; Aves; Suliformes; Phalacrocoracidae.